GAAUAACCAUGCCGUCUGAAUCACUCUUAAGUCUUACUAAUCCACAGAAAACAAUCAUGUGCUCCGGUAAGCAACAUGAAGCUUCGAAGCAAGCACGCAGGAGCUUAUAACGGUCUCGUUCCCGCCGCAUUUGCUUAACAUUCUCAAACCGAACUCCCCCCACUUCUUCCCGCGUCCACAGCGGCUUGCGGCGGGGGCAGAACACACCAUGGAAACCAUGGCAAAAGCACCGGGCCCUGUGUACCUCCUCUUCCUGCUGCUCGCGCUGCCUUGCUGCCUCAUCCCGCACCGCGGCGCGGCCCAGCCCGCGGCGAACGAGGCGCGGCUGCUCCUCCAGAUCAAGCGCGCGUGGGGCGACCCGGCCGUGCUCGCGGGAUGGAACGACACGGCCGCGCCCGCGGCUCACUGCUCCUGGCCCUACGUCACAUGCGACACCGCCGGGCGCGUCACGAACCUCUCCCUCGCCAACACCAACGUGUCCGGCCCCGUGUCGGACGCCGUCGGCGGCCUCUCCAGCCUCGUGCACCUCGACCUCUACAACAACAACAUCAACGGUACGUUCCCGACGAGCGUGUACCGCUGCGUUUCUCUCCGGUACCUCAACCUGUCUCAGAACUACCUCGGCGGGGAGCUCCCCGCCGACAUCGGCGUCGGCCUCGGGGAGAACCUGACAACUCUAGUCCUCAGCGGCAACUACUUCACUGGCACCAUCCCCAAGUCGUUGUCCCGAUUGCAGAAGCUGGAGUGGCUGAUGCUGGACAACAACAACCUCACCGGCACAAUCCCGGGAGAGCUCGGCGACCUGACGAGCCUUACGACGCUGACGAUCUCGACGAACAAGCUCGGACCGGGUCAGCUGCCGGAGUCGUUCAAGAACCUGACUAAGCUGACAACCCUCUGGGCGAGAAAGUGUCAGCUCGUCGGCGACAUGCCAGCCUAUGUGGCCGACAUGCCGGACUUGGUGACGCUCGACCUGGCGGUCAACAACUUGACAGGAAGCAUUCCUCCGGGGAUCUGGAGCCUGAAGAAGCUGCAGUGCCUGUUUCUAUUUGCGAACAAGCUCACCGGCGACAUCGUCGUCGCCGAUGGUGCUUUCGCCGCAGUGAAUUUGGUUUUCAUCGACCUGUCCGCGAAUCCCAAGCUGGGUGGACCGAUUCCUCAAGACUUUGGUCUCUUGCAGAAGCUUGAAGUCAUCCACCUGUACUUUAACAACUUCUCCGGUGAGAUACCGGCGAGCAUCGGUCGGUUGCCGGCAUUGAAGGAAAUACACCUAUUCAAUAAUAGUCUCACCGGCGUUCUACCACCGGAGCUUGGGCAGAAGUCACCGGAUUUGUGGGAUCUUGAGGUUGAUUUCAACAAGUUCACCGGCCCGAUUCCUGAGGGGCUGUGUGACGGCGGCAAGCUCAACAUAUUCACCGCAGCGAACAACCUCUUGAACGGCUCCAUCCCGGAGAGGCUCGCCGGCUGCACCACGCUCCAGACCCUGUUUCUCCCCAACAACAAGCUGUCCGGCGAUGUGCCAGAGGCGCUAUGGACGGCGACAAAGCUCCAAUUCGUGCAGCUGCAGAAUAAUGGCCUCACCGGGACUCUGCCUUCCACCAUGUACAGCAACCUUUCGAGCUUAACCGUGGAGAACAACCAAUUUCGUGGUAGCAUCCCCGCGGCGGCGGCUGCUCUUCAGAAGUUCAUCGCCGGGAACAACAAUUUUUCCGGGGAGAUCCCGGAGAGUCUCGGCAACGGCAUGCCGGUGCUGCAGACACUAAACCUGUCUGGUAACCAGCUCUCCGGCGGGAUCCCGAAGAGCGUUUCCAAGCUUAAAGUCUUGACUCAGCUUGAUUUGAGCAAGAACCAGCUCUCCGGCGAGAUACCGGCCGAGCUGGGCGCCAUGCCGGUGCUCAACGCACUUGACCUGUCGUCGAACAGGCUCUCCGGCGGCAUACCGUCGUCUCUUGCCAGUCUGAAUCUCAACUCGCUCAACCUCUCGUCCAACCAGCUCAGCGGCCAGGUGCCGGCCAAGUUCGCCAUAGGUGCCUACGCCCGCAGCUUCCUUGACAACCCCACCCUCUGUACCUCAGGCCUGGGCUCCAGCUACCUCGCCGGCGUGCGGUCCUGCAACGCCGGAUCGCCAGGCAGCGCUUCCUCCGGUGGCGUCUCGCCAGGGCUCCGCGCCGGUCUCCUCGUAGCCGGGGCCGCGCUCCUCCUCGUCAUCGUGGCGUUGGCCUUCUUCGCCGUCCGCGACAUCAGGAGAAGAAGGAAGCGCGUGGCGCAGCGCGAGGACUGGAAGAUCACGCCUUUCCAGACCGAUCUGGGCUUCAGCGAGGCGGCCAUACUCCGGGGUCUAACGGAGGAGAACCUCGUCGGCCGCGGCGGCUCGGGGAGCGUGUACCGCGUCGCCUACACCAACCGGUACACCGGCGGCGACGGCGCCGUGGCCGUGAAGAAGAUACGGACGGGCGCCGCGAAGGUGGAGGAGAAGCUGGAGCGCGAGUUCGAGUCGGAGGCGCGCAUCCUCGGCAACGUCCGGCACAACAACAUCGUCAGGCUGCUCUGCUGCGUCUCCGGCGACGAGGCCAAGCUCCUGGUGUACGACUACAUGGACAACGGCAGCCUGGACGGGUGGCUCCACGGGCGCCGCGCCAUCAACGACGGGCGCCCCGUGGUGGCCGCUGUGGCGAGGGCGCGGUCCGCGCGGGGCGGCGCGCCCGCUUUGGACUGGCCGACGAGGCUCAGGGUGGCCGUCGGCGCCGCGCAGGGGCUGUACUACAUGCACCACGAGUGCACCCCGCCCAUCGUCCACCGCGACGUCAAGACGAGCAACAUCCUGCUCGACUCCGAGUUCCGGGCUAAGGUCGCCGACUUUGGGCUGGCCAGGAUGCUGGCGCAGGCCGGCACGCCCGACACCGUGUCCGCCGUUGCAGGCUCGUUCGGCUACAUGGCUCCCGAGUGUGGUUACACGAGAAAGGUUGAUGAGAAGGUGGACGUGUACAGCUUUGGGGUGGUGCUCCUGGAGCUUACCACGGGCAAGGCGGCCAACGACGGCGGCGAGCACGGUUCCCUGGCGGACUGGGCGCGGCACCACUAUCAAUCGGGAGAGAGCAUCCCCGACGCUACGGAUCAGUGCAUCAGGUACGCGGGUUACUCCGACGAGAUCGAGGUGGUGUUCAGGCUAGGCGUGAUGUGCACGGGGGCCACGCCCGCGUCACGGCCAACCAUGAAGGACGUGCUGCAGAUCCUGGUCAAAUGCUCCGAGCAGACGCACCAGAAAUGCAAGGCGGAGAGCGGGCAGGAGGAGUACGAAGUGGCGCCGCUGUUGCUGCCGCAACGAGGCAGCCGCCGGAAACAGCCCGCGAAGGCCAAAGGAGCAGACGACGACGCUGACGAGAGGAGCGAUUUCGAUUCCAUUGUCUGAAGAAAGGAGCAGAGCACUGCCGCACCUUUACCUACUAGGAAACACUGAUGUGAGCAGGGAAUGGUUAGUCUAUGAGCCAGCACUGCACUGCAUGAAUAUAAACGCCAUAUUAGACAGUACUAGAAAAGAUGAUCAUACUCUAUUACCUUACCUUGAUGGUACACUUCUUAGUACUAUUUUGUUAGCUGCUCGCGGCUGAUCAGAUCAUUUGAGCUUUGAUACCAGUGUGUAAGAGUACAUACAUAGUUCAAACUGACAUACGAAAAGUGAAAUUAUGUCCCCCUCUUUAUUCUGAAA
Messenger RNA from Oryza sativa Japonica Group (Japanese rice), 3706 nucleotides. RefSeq names its product receptor-like protein kinase HSL1. The record is from RefSeq and is a predicted model, not a curated record. Lineage: Eukaryota; Viridiplantae; Streptophyta; Magnoliopsida; Poales; Poaceae. Gene Ontology annotation, biological process: protein phosphorylation. Gene Ontology annotation, molecular function: protein kinase activity; ATP binding; protein binding.